This is a messenger RNA of Branchiostoma floridae (Florida lancelet), 5347 nucleotides long. Its product is annotated as rab3 GTPase-activating protein non-catalytic subunit-like. The transcript has 36 exons. Lineage: Eukaryota; Metazoa; Chordata; Leptocardii; Amphioxiformes; Branchiostomatidae. Gene Ontology annotation, molecular function: protein binding. The record is from RefSeq and is a predicted model, not a curated record. Gene Ontology annotation, biological process: regulation of GTPase activity. Bases 167 to 4492 code for a protein of 1441 amino acids.
CAAUACGAUACUUUAUUGAUUGUCAUCCUUGUACUCCCUGUUUGUUCUGUGGUGAUCACUAAUGACGUCACUUUCCAACAUGGCAGACGACGUCCAGAAAUGAGAGAACUGUUGUUUUUUUCUUUGAAAUUUGGCCAAUAAAUGUAUUCUAUUUGCAUUCCGAGCCAUGUCGUGCACUCUGAGUAUAGAAGCAAGCAUCCAAAAUGUGUCUAGUGUCCGAAAAUUCCUGUUCCCAAGCCUGCUUGAAGAACCGGUGACGAAAAGUCCAGCAGACGAUGGUUGGGAGGAAGACGACUGGGGCUGGGGAGAAGAGUUUACUGAGGAGACUCAGCAACAGAAGAAGAAGAAGGAAGAAGAGGCCAACUCAUGGAUGGAGGACUGCUGCAUCUCUCUGUCUCCCACCAAUGACCUUCUAGCACUGGCAUUUGAGGAUAGGGCUGUGUUCUUAUCACAUAAAUGGGAUUCAGACAAACUGAAGUUCCAGAUGAGUUGGAAAGGACCUGUCAAUCUGGAAGAAGGGGAGUGUGUCACCAGUAUCAUGUGCAUUCCACUUGCAUCCUUGAAAAGAAGCUCCACAGGAGGCCCAGACUGGACGUGUGUUGUAAUGGGGUUCACCUCAGGCUAUAUCAGGAUGUAUACAGAGAAUGGGAACCUUCUGCUGUCCCAACUGCUCCAUGAAGACCCUGUGUUGAAGGUCAAAUGCAGCACUUAUCAGCCAAGAAGACACGCUGGAGCAUCAGAGCAGCUGGAGGAGCUGACCAUUCUUUACCCCAAUGCCCUGGUGACCAUAGAUGGCUUCAGCCUGUACCAAAGCCUCAGAGCCUGUAGGAACCAGGUAGCAAGAGCUGCUGCAGGUGGCAGUGAUGUUCAGCCUCCUCCUCUGGCCUACAAGAAAUGGGGACUGGGGGACCAGGGCAACAUGGUGGACCAUGUCAGCUGUGGUGUGGUGACCCCCAGCCUGUUUGACCAGCUGCAGACUGCCUCCAUCCUGGGUGGAUACGGUGCAACCAUCACCCAGAACCCUCCGCCUGCAGCCAGAUACAUUACCAGCGGCACCAAUCCUUACGUUGCCUUCUUCUUUGCUGUAGAGGGAACUGCACCACCUAUCAUCUCUGAAGUUGCUGCAGCAGUGGCCAGCAAACUGAAGUCAGCUUUGAUCUCAGGUGUUGGAGGAUGGCUUGGAUGGAAAGGAAAGCCACAAGGUGAAGAUCCCAAACAGAAGCCAAAAGUGGAGCCUGCAACUCCUCUUCCACUCAGGUUUGGUCUCCCCGACCUGCGUCGGCAUGGUGACAGCAUUGUCCUGUCGCCUGGUCGUCAGCUGGCGGCCACCACUGACAGCUUUGGGCGAGUCAUUCUGAUUGACACUGACAAGGGUGUGGCCAUCAGGGUAUGGAAAGGUUACAGAGAUGCCCAGGUUGGGUGGGUCAAAGUAACCGAGGACAAGGACCGUGAUGCCAUGGCAACCGACAUGCCUCCCAGAGAAGCACUCUUCCUCAUCAUAUAUGCUCCCAGGAGGGGGAUUCUGGAGGUGUGGGCCAUGCAGCAGGGACCCAGGGUGGCAGCCUUCAAUGUAGGAAAACAGUGCAGACUGCUGUGCCCAGGCUAUACAAUGAUGGGUUUGAACAAUGUGACGUUCUACAGUAACAAACCUCAUACCUACCAGUGCUGCCUGGUGGAACCCUCUGGUGUUGUAAAGAUCAUUAAUGUACCCUUCCAUCUCAUUCUCAGUGGUGCAAAUAGCAAGAGAGCCAGAGAUUUGCACCUGCUGAAGAAGCUGUCCACCAUCCUCAGCACACCCAGCUCACAUGAAGGAGCCCUAGAAAAACAGUUAGUGGACAUCAUUUCAGACAUCAAAAUCGUGGCAUUAAAAAGACAGGGUCUAGAGAAGAUUCUGUCCCAUAAGAUCCUGCCAGCAGAGCUGAUGCAUCAUGUCAUCAGGACUGUGAAGAACAAUAUACAGCAAGCCCUGGAGAAGGAAGACCCAGACUCCAUCGCCCCUGAGAGCAGAGGUCUGCUCCACUUCUGUAAAGUACAGGAGCUGCUGCUGGAUGUGUACAUCACCAUCAGUCAGCUGAACAAGCAGGCGACUCAGGCCAUGGGCAUGGCAGAGAACAAUCCAGAACAGACCUUGGCCGCCACCCUGAGUGUAAGUGUGAGUGAAGCGCUGCAGUACCUCUCAGCCGUCGAUGACUUCAUGAGGGAGUCAGCAGGCAACAGGGUGCACUUCAAGGACCCCAUACACAUGACCCCUGCAGCCUUCCUGUCCUGUUUCAUCUGUCCUUCUCAUCAUGCAGAUGACAAUGCACCUACUGUGUCUUCAUUGAAAGUCCUCAUGAGUUCAGACAUUGAUGAGCAGCUGUCACUUAAACUAGGAACAUUCCUGUUCAAAUGUGGUCUGACGGGAGGUGACUCCAUUAGUGCCCUGUGUACCUGUCUGGAAGGGUCAGGCAUCCCUGCUGCUGACCUCAUGUCAUUACUCCUGAGAGUGUGGCUAAGCAGUGAGACUGAGCUGAUACGCCCAAGAGAUGUGUCACCCGUCAGCAACCUGCACUGCCUCCUGGCAAGCAUCACCAGAACUGCAGAUGCCCAUGCUAUUCAUGCAGAGCCCAACACAGCAUCCCCCUGGUGGCAGAGUGUAAGGGACAUCUGUACUGCGGCUGAAGCACCUGCCAGCGCCCUGAUGGCAGCUGUAGCAGCCAGGAGCGUGGCUGCAUCUGUUGUACCAAACAACAGAAGUGGGAACAAAGAACAGGAAAGUCAAGAAGACAAAGACACAGACCAAGAAGCAAUUUCCUUGAGUUCCCCCACCCCAAGCACCACCAGCACUGACACCAUGGAGGAAUGGGAGACUGUUGCCAUGGAUACAGAACAUUGGAACCUGCUGGUGCGGCAGCUGGAGGAUGUGGUGGUACUGAGCACGCUCCUGAGGAGUAAGGUCAGGGACAGUGUGGAUCGUCCUCCUUCAUAUGCUGAAACCAUGGGGAAGGAACACAAGGUGGUCUCUGUCAAGGGCCUGCUGGAAGGUGGCAGCGGAUCCAUUGCAGCAUUGGUUGCUAACUGGGUGGCAAGAACAGGGAUUCUACCCAGCAUGCUCUCUGUCUCCCAUCAUGCUGAGGGUGAGGAGGAGGAGGCUAUGGAGCUGGGAACAGAUGUGACCUCUGAAGCUGCUCUUCCAGAACUGGAGAGACUAGCUGGCCGUUACCGAAGCCACCUGGAGCGUUUCCCAUACAGCCUGGACCCAGAGGUGCUCCAUGCACACUGUACCUGGGAGUAUGUGGUGCAGUGGAAUAAAGAUCCAGAGGUUGUAGCAUUACUGGAAAGGUCCAUUGAGCAUCUCAAGUUUGUUGGCAAUCCUUAUCUGCAACAUGGUCUGGGCUGCAUGAUGUGGCACACCUUUAUGGUAAAGAGAUUCUCAGCAAGUGCUUUUCUCAUGGAAAAGGUUGGGAAGGCUCCAAAGGAUCGGCUGUGCAGAAAGGAUGUGGGAUUGAGUGAUGCAGCCUUAACUAACUUCCUAGGACAAUGCAACAUCCUCUUACAAGUCAUAUUAGAGGCGGAAGUAGAGUCCCCGUACCCAUUCUUUUCCUCACAGGCAGAGGUGGAGUCUUCCCAUGUGCCCGUGUUUGACAUCGAGGACCUGUGGCAGGCCACGCAGGGCCCCACGUCCAUCGCAGAGCUGGCGGCAGAACAGCGCGUGUCUAACUACCAGCUGCUGCAGCACCACAUGAAGCUGAGCAGUAUCAUGCAUGCUGUCAUGGUCUUCUCACUCAGGACAGUCAAACCGCUGUCAUAUUACUUUGAUACAAAGGGCAAGAAUGCAUUCUUCAAGGAUCUGCACUCCUACCCCCUCCUACCUGGCAGUGACAUUGACAUCGCCAUUACAAGUGCCCGGCAACAGUUCCUGUGUAGAAUAGUGAGUGCAGCAGUUGGAACCCUCCCCACCCCUCCAGCCUAUCUCAGCAUGGAUGAUGGUGCUGUUGCCAUGGAGACAGACAAGGAAAAGGAACUGUUGCAAUCUGACCUUGAUGCCUACCAAACAAUGUCAGACAAUAAGGUUGUGUUGGAGGCCUGUACGUGGGCAGACAGGAUGCUGGAGCUGGGUCAGAGGUUGGAGGUGGAUGUAGACGUGGUCAGGAGACAUUACUGUAACGAGCUGUAUGGCAGGGGCUAUGACUACCUGGGACAGGAGGUGCUAAACUCUGUGAAUGAACGGUGCCAGCUUGGCUGUGACCUGCUCCUGCUGGUGGGGAAGCGUUUGUCCCACCUAAUGUCCACAGCAGAACCCAAGAGAAGUGUUCAGCUCCUGUCCAGACUACCCCCCACCCUGUCCACAUGGCUCAAGCAGCAGAGUCCGUCCGACGUCCAUUUCCCUGAUGUGCCUCUGCUCCUGACUGCCCAGCUGUUGAGCCAGGUGGUCAGCCUUCUGCCAGAGACACACGGACAGUACAGCCUGGCAAUACAACUGGUAGAGUCCAUCGAUAUCAUGAGGGACUGAUAAAGUUUAGUCUAAGUUAUCUUUGUAAAUGAAGGAAACUGUUAGGAAAUGUUAAUGUAUGCAGGUAUUUGUUUGAAUCAGAUAAAUAUUUCUAUCAGUAUCACUUCAUUACUUGUGGAAAUCCUUUUGUUCAAAUUAGAUAUAGAGUAUUUGUACAUGCAAUAAAUAAGUCAUCUCUACCAAGAAGGUAGUUAGUUGAAUGGUUUUAAGAAUGGUUGAAAUGCAUCUGCGCUAUGUUUUAGUGAUAGACCCAUUAUUAGCUCAUACCCAUGGGCUUGUUUUUACAGGAUUAUUCAGUGAGAUAAAAUCAUGUACCAGCAAAGACGAAGUACAUUUGUUAAAAUGUAACACUGCUAAAUCAAUAAGAAGGAAUCAAUAAAUAUCAAGUGUCACUUUAAAGAAUGUAUACCACCAUCUUCCAUACGUUUGAUCCUUAAAAAGGCAGGGUGGCUGUUCCAUGAGGCAUACAUGUAAGACAGUAACAAAGACUUUACUUUUGCCUUUUCAAUUCAUCGAACUGGUUCUGCAGUUAGUUUUCAAAUUGAGCAUAAAACUACAUUUGUAUUUGCAUUAAUGUAGCACUGUGUCAAAUUAUCCCAUCUCAUGGUUCACUCCUGCAACUUCUUUCCAAUGGCCCAAAGAAAGUAGAGAGGUAUUUUGAGACUAUCAAGUCAUACUCUAAAUGAAUAGCUCUGACAAUUUACAGUUAAGCAUUCAGCUUUGGCCAAUCUGAAGUUGUAACUAUCAUGGGAAAUAUUCAAGGCUCAAAUAUUGACUCAGUAGCUACAUGUAUCUUAUGCUAGUAAUCUACCUACAUUGCUAAUACAAAUGUCUAAUAAAAAGAGCACACAAAUA